Molecule: messenger RNA, 648 nt
Organism: Humulus lupulus (European hop)
Lineage: Eukaryota; Viridiplantae; Streptophyta; Magnoliopsida; Rosales; Cannabaceae
Exons: 2
Coding region: 1-648 (215 amino acids)
Source: RefSeq, a predicted model, not a curated record
AUGCAAAACAAGCCUACAUAUCCAUCAGGGUUUUCGCAACAACAACCUAGAGCUCAACCACCUCCUCCUCAAGUGUCUCAAUCAAGCUCUUUGGAGAGUUUAAUGAAAGAAUAUAUGGCCAAGAAUGAUGUUGUGAUUCAAAGCCAAGCGGCAUCCUUGAGGAACCUAGAGAUUCAAAUGGGGCAACUAGCGAAUGAGCUAAGGAAUAUACCACAAGGCACCUUGCCUAGUGAUACCAAAAAUUCAAGGAGAGAUGGUAAGGAGCAUUGCAAAGCAGUUACUUUGAGAACUGGUAAAAAUAUGGAAUUGACUGAGGAUAAUUGUAAGAGAAACAACAAGCCCACUUCAAUCCAAAGUAGUGUGGAAAAGGAAGACAGAGUUCUUCACGUCAAUAUACCGUUGGUGGAAGCUUUGGAGCAAAUGCUCAACUAUGUGAAAUUUUUUAAGGACAUUUUAACUAAGAAGAGAAGGCUUGGAGAAUUUGAAACGGUGGCUUUGACUGAAGGUUAUAGUGUGAUAUUGAAGAAUAAAAUUCCUCCUAAAUUAAAAGAUCUAGGCAGCUUCACAAUUCCUUGUUCUAUUGGUGGUAGAGAUGUUGGUAGAGCACUUUGUGACUUGGGGGCUAGUAUCAAUUUGAUGCCCAUGUAG